Chionomys nivalis (European snow vole) is the source of this 2820-nucleotide messenger RNA. It is a transcript of the gene Sclt1, whose product is annotated as sodium channel and clathrin linker 1. Lineage: Eukaryota; Metazoa; Chordata; Mammalia; Rodentia; Cricetidae. The coding region runs from base 441 to 2507 and encodes 688 amino acids. The transcript has 21 exons. Gene Ontology annotation, biological process: clustering of voltage-gated sodium channels; cilium assembly. The record is from RefSeq and is a predicted model, not a curated record. Gene Ontology annotation, cellular component: centriole.
CAAGGAACGGUCCGGGGCACCGCUUUCAAAGUCGCAGGGCGGGCCGAGCGGACUCGGCGGCGGCUCGGGCUUCCCCGCGGUCGUGGCGUCGCCCCUCAGCCCCGCGGGGACGCGGCGGCCGAGCCCGGCGGUGCCCACGUCGCCCUCCGGCCGCCCCGCCGCCCCUUCCCCCGCCCGGGUCCGGCCGAGCGAGCGGACUCUGACGCGCGUCGCCUGCCUUCGGCGGAGCUGCGGGCCGGGCUGCGCCGCCGCGUGAGUGGGAUGCUGAUGCCUCCGCGCCAGGGCUCGGCUGCCCCGGCGACCCCUUAGCUUUUCCUUUGCCCUCACAGUGGGGUGGGGGCUGUUUUUUAUGUUUGUUUAAAAAAAAAAAAUCUUACUCUCCUCCCCACCCCCGCGAGGAAUCGAUAAAGGUGAUGAAAACUCCAAAGUAAAAUCUCGAAAUGGCCACAGAAUUCGACUUACUGAGAGACCAAAAUGAUAACCUAAAUCAUAUUCUUAGGCAGUAUCAAAUUGAACAUAUUUUCCAAGACCCAACUGUGCAGACCAGCAUGUCCAAAGAUGGCAGAGGUGACAUACUAGUAAACUCAAUUGAUGACCAAAGUUGUUUACCUCCUCUUAUUGCUGAGUAUGAGAAACAUCUGGAAGAACUAAGCAGACAGCUGACCUGUUACCAGAAACACAUGGGCGAGAUGAAACUACAGCUUGAAACUGUCGUCACUGAAAAUGAAAGGUUGCACAGUAAAUUAAAAGAUGCCGUUGAAAAGCAAUUGGAAGCCCUUCCCUUUGGCACAGGGAUAGGAAAUGACAUCUGUGCAGAUGAUGAAACCGUGAGGAACCUUCAGGAACAAUUGCAACUAGCCAAUCAAGAGAAAACGUGGGCUCUGGAACUCUGGCAGACUGCUUCUCAGGAGCUGGAGAGUGUACGGAAACUUUACCAGGAGCAUAUGACUGAAGCCCAGAUCCAUGUCUUUGAAAAUCAAAAACAAAAGGAUCAGCUGAAUAAUUUUCAACAACUAACCAAGAAACUUCAUGUUGCUAAUGAGAACAUAGAAAUGACUAACCAACACUUCCUGAAAACGGUAACUGAACAAAACAUGGAGAUCGAGAAACUUCGAAAACAUCUUAGGCAAGCCAAGUUAGAUCUGAGAGUUGCAGUCACGAAAGUGGAAGAGUUAACUAAAGUGACUGAAGGUCUUCAAGAACAGAUGCUGAAGAAGGAGGAAGAUAUUAUGUCUGCCCAGGGAAAAGAGGAAGCAUCGGAUAGACGAGUUCAACAGUUACAAUCAAGUAUAAAACAGUUAGAGUCAAGACUGUGUAUAGCUAUUCAAGAAGCCAACGUACUAAAAACAGGGAAAACACAUUUGGAAAAGCAGAUCAAAGAGCUACAAGCAAAGUGUAAUGAAUCAGAAAAUGAGAAAUAUGAGGCUAUUUCAAGAGCCAGAGAUAGCAUGCAACUCUUGGAAGAAGCUAACCUUAAAAAGAAUCAGAUUCUGCUUGAAGAGAAGCAAAAAGAAGAUGACAGAGAGAAAAUGAAGAAAACAAUUUCCCAGCUUAUACAAGAUGCUGCCGUAAAAGCAAGGAAAGAAGUUGAAAGCACAAAGAAACAAUAUGAAGUACUGAUUUCACAAUUAAGGGAAGAACUUUCAGCUCUUCAGUUGGACUGUGAUGAAAAGCAAGGUCAAAUCGAUCGAGCCAUUAGAGGGAAAAGAGCUGUGGAAGAAGAACUCGAGAAGAUUUACCGUGAAGGCAAACAGGAUGAAGGUGAUUACAGAAAACUGGAAGAAAUGCACCAAAGAUGUCUUGCUGCAGAGCGUUCAAAAGAUGAUCUUCAGCUAAGACUAAAGAGUGCAGAAAAUAGAAUAAAACAACUUGAAAUUAAUUCCUCAGAAGAAAUAUCACGUUCCCAUGAAAUGAUCCAGAAACUUCAAACUGUACUUGAGUCUGAGAGGGAGAACUGUGGCUUUGUCAGUGAGCAAAGGCUGAAGCUUCAGCAAGAAAAUGAGCAGCUGCAGAAGGAGACUGAGGAUUUGAGAAGAGUUGCUCUGGAUGCUCAAAAAAAAGCAAAAUUAAAGGUCAGUACAAUGGAGCAUCAGUUCUCAAUAAAGGAGCAUGGGUUUGAAGUUCAGUUGAGAGAGAUGGAGGACAGUAAUCGGAAUGCUAUUGUUGAACUGAGACAUCUAUUGGCAGUUCAACAAAAGGCAGCCAAUAGAUGGAAAGAAGAAACAAAGAAACUUACCGAAAGUGCAGAAAUGAGGAUCAGCAAUCUAAAGAGUGAGCUGAGUCGACAGAAACUUCAUACCCAAGAGCUACUUUCUCAGCUGGAAAUGGCAAAUGAAAAGGUAGCUGAGAAUGAAAAGUUAAUUCUGGAGCAUCAAGAAAAAGCCAACAGACUUCAGAGACGUCUAAGUCAGGCCGAAGAAAGAGCUGCGUCAGCAUCCCAGCAGCUCAGUGUGAUUACAGUGCAGAGAAGAAAAGCAGCCUCCAUGAUGAAUCUGGAAAAUAUUUAAACAUAUUCAUAGCUCACUGACAGAACUGUAGAGUGGGAAAAGCUGUUGUACCAAAGCGUAUUGACAUGGAGAAGCCUGCGGAGAAUGGUGAAAGCUUGUGUCACUUUGCAUAAGCAUUUUCCAUUCUGUUUUGAAGGUUACUGGAAAACAGAACAGUGACAGCUUCCUGUAAGUAAAAAAUAUAUAAUCCUAUAUUUGAGAUUCAGUGGAGAAUAAAGCCAGCUGAGAAGAACACACUGCCUUUAUCAAUGUGUCUAUUUUUAAUUCCCUUUUUUUCCUUUGGGAGAAUAUAAUAUUUUCAAAAGAGGUUUAA